This is a messenger RNA of Thalassophryne amazonica, 1357 nucleotides long. Its product is annotated as protein NLRC3-like. The annotation marks the transcript as partial. The record is from RefSeq and is a predicted model, not a curated record. Lineage: Eukaryota; Metazoa; Chordata; Actinopteri; Batrachoidiformes; Batrachoididae. The transcript is spliced from 5 exons.
AGAGGCUGUGGAGGUUUACCUCAGAGGUUCUUCUCACAAACUCAGUCUUUUUCUUCCACUUUUGUCCAAGAGUUUUCAUCUCUUCUGUUGCCCGCUGAUGAUCAGGUGUGGAUCUGCUAUGGAUCAGUGUGAGGACACAGAGGAGGGACCCCCAAAAACCGGUCUGUGUGGGGACCAUGAGAUCCAGAUCAAAGAUCAGAGAGUGAAGCAGCAGAGCUCAGAGGUUCUCAGGGUUCCAUCUGCUCAGCAGCAUCAAACACACCUGAACCACAAGUUUCUGAAUUUCGAGGAGAACAUGUUGAUGUUUGUUAAAAAUGAGCUGAAGAGCAUCCAGAAGGUUCUCCUGACAGAUGAUGCAGAAUACUUGGAGAGUCAGAGUGAGGAUGAGGAGCAGAGGAGCAGCAGACUGGUUUUCUUGAACCUCACAGUGACCUUGAUGAGGACAAUGAAUUAUGAUGAGCUGGCUGACUGUCUGCUGAGCAGAACUCGUGCUGAAGUUUGUCGUCGUAAAUUCAAAUCUAAGAUGAAGCAGAAGUUUGAGCGUGUGUUUGAGGGGAUCUCUAAAGCAGGAAAGACGACUCUUCUGAAGGAGAUCUACACAGAGCUCUACAUCACAGAGGGCGGGGCUUCAGAGGUCAACGAGGAACAUGAGGUCAGACAGAUUGAAGCAGCAUCCAGGAAAACAGACACACAACAAAGAACAAUCACAUGUGAAGACAUCUUUAAAGUCUCAGCUGACACACAGCCACCAAUCAGAACAGUGCUGACAAAGGGCGUGGCAGGCAUCGGGAAAACAGUCUUAACACAGAAGUGGACUCUGGACUGGGCUGAAGGACGAACCAACCAGGACUUCCACUUCAUAUUUCCAUUCACUUUCAGAGAGCUGAAUGUGCUGAAAGAGAAGAAGUUCAGCUUGGUGGAACUUGUUCAUCACUUCUUUCCUGAAAUCAAAGAAGCAGGAAUCUGCAGCUUCCAACACUUCCAGGUCUUGAUCAUCUUGGACGGUCUGGAUGAGUGUCGCCUUCAGCUGGACUUCCACAGCAAUGACAUCCUGACUGAUGUCUCAGAGUCGAGCUCAGUAGAUGUUCUGCUGACAAACCUCAUCGGGAGGAACCUGUUUCCCUCUGCUCGCCUCUGGAUCACCACACGACCUGCAGCAGCCAAUCAGAUCCCUCCUGAGUGUGUGGACAUGGUGACAGAGGUCAGAGGCUUCACUGACCCUCAGAAGGAGGACUACUUCAGGAAGAGAUUCAGAUAUGAGGAGCAGUCCAGAAGAAUCAUCUCCCACAUAAAGACAUCACGAAGCCUCCACAUCAUGUGUCACAUCCCAGUCUUCUGCUGGAUCACUGCUACAGUU